AUGAGCUCAUUAAGAAUUGCUUCAGGUUAUGCAAUAAAUCCUGCUCGUGAUUUCGGUCCAAGGCUCUUCACUCUCUGCGCUGGUUACGGUUGGAGGGUAUUCAGCUAUCGUAGCUACAAGUGGUUCUGGAUUCCGAUCAUUUGCCCAAUGCUUGGAGCCCUGCUUGGAGCAUGGAUGUACGAGUUCUUCAUUGGAUUCCACAUCCCCGAUGAUCCAGACACCACCUACAUUCACAAGGUGACCCUUUCCUGUCUUUUCUGUCACAAAACCAUGGCACUGUUUCGCAUUGCAAAUCAGUCGAGUAGAGCUACCUUAGAUGUUCACUGUGAACUUGUCCAAUGUGCACAUGAAUCCUCAACAAUUUUAGGUGGGCAUUUGAAUCCUGCGGUUUCGUUCUUCCUCCUCUCACAAGGAAAGAUCAACGCGUUGAGGUUCAUCGUGUUCACCGUGGCGCAAAAUAUCGGUGCAUUCUUUGGUGCCUUAUCGACAUUCAUCGUCUAUUACGAUGGCAUCAGCAGCUUCGACAACGGCACUCGUUAUGUGUCAGGACCACGUUCUACGGCUCACAUAUUCGCUACGUACCCGCAACCACACCUUAGCACUUUCGGCGGUGUUAUCGAUCAGCCGGCUUUCAUCGGAACACUCCUGGCCGUGAUAGGAAUGGCUUUCGCGUUGAAUGCAGCUAUCGUAGCUACAAGUGGUUCUGGAUUCCGAUCAUUUGUCCCAAUGCUUGGAGCCCUGCUUGGAGCAUGGAUGUACGAGUUCUUCAUUGGAUUCCACAUACCCGAUGAUCCAGACACCACCUACAUUCACAAGAUUCUCGAUGACCGCAAUCCUGACGGACAACUAAGGGAGAUCCACAUAGUCGAAAAGAAACCACUGAGCGAAGUUCCCGCAGAGAAAGCGACACCAGCUCAAUACCGUAAUAUGUAA
This is a messenger RNA of Ostertagia ostertagi, 933 nucleotides long. NCBI's taxonomy places the organism in Eukaryota, Metazoa, Nematoda, Chromadorea, Rhabditida, Trichostrongylidae. The record is from the annotation of a GenBank genome assembly.